AUGGGGAAACUCGUUCGGCUGGAGCUAUUCAACUUCAAGUCCUACAAAGGACAUCAUACCUUACUCUUCGGAGACGCCUACUUCACGUCGAUCAUCGGGCCCAACGGGUCUGGCAAAUCCAACUCGAUGGAUGCCAUCUCAUUUGUUCUAGGUAUCAAGUCUUCCCAUCUGCGAUCAACCAACCUCAAGGACCUCGUGUACCGCGGUCGCGUCUUGCGCACUUCGAAGGUCGACGUCAAUGGAGAGCCUAUCAUCAACGGCGAUGAAGGCGAGCAAGAGGACGAGGAUGAGGACGAGAAUAUGGAUGAGUCGCAGGAUGCGGGCGGCGUGAAUGAUCCUAAGACCGCUUGGGUCAUGGCCGUCUACGAAGAUGAUGCGGGCGAGGAGCAGCAAUGGCGCAGAACCAUCACCAGCCAAGGUGCCAGCGAGUACCGUAUCAACAACCGAAUCGUCACUGCUCAGCAAUACAACGAGGCUUUGGAGGAGGAAAACAUCCUGAUCCGCGCGCGCAACUUCUUGGUUUUCCAAGGUGAUGUCGAGGCGAUUGCUUCCCAAUCCCCGAGGGACCUUACUCGGCUGAUUGAGCAAAUUUCCGGUUCCUUGGAAUACAAGGGCGCUUACGAAAAGCUCAAGGCUGAAGCCGAGGAGGCCGCAGAGCAACAAACUGUCCAGCUCAACCGUCGCCGAGGAAUCAAUUCGGAGGUCAAGCAGUAUCAAGAACAGAAGCGCGAAGCCGAAAACUACGCCAAGAAAGCAGAGGAACGCGACCAAGCGAUCAUCACCCACAUUCUGUGGAAGCUCUUCCACUUCCAGCGUCUGAUUGAUGCCUCCAGCGCCGAUAUCCAGAAGUACCAGGAUGAACUAAGGGAGUACCGCCGUGGGGUAGAGAAAUACGAAACCAACGUGGAAGAUGCCAAGAAGGAGCACGCCCGUGUUGGUCGGGACGUUGGAAAGGCCGAAAAGAACAUCAUCAAGAAAGAGAAGGAGAUUGAAGAGCUCAACAACUCUCUCGUCCCCAUCGAUGAAAAGGUCGACAUCACCCAGAGAAAGGUGGAGAGGUAUUCCUCGAAGAUCGACGAGAUCGGCCAAGAGCGCUCGCGCCAAACGAACAACGCCAAGCAACUUGAGAAAGACCUCAAGCUUGUCGAGAAGGCCCAAGGUCAAUGGGAAGUUGAGUGGAAAAAGGCGACGAGCAAGAGAGGCGGCCAGCUGAGUGAAAAUGACCAGCAGGAAUAUCAUAAGCUUCGAGAGGAGGUCAGCAAGCGCUCAUCUGCGGAUCAACUCAAUUUGGACAACCUUCGACGACAGAGGAAGACUGAAGCUGAAGCCGUGAAUAGCCUCAAGAGCAAGUUCGAGACUACCGAAUGGCAGUUCAAUACCUUGCAGUCCGACGCGAAGAACAUGGGCGAACGCAAAACUGCGCUUAGUGAGACCAUCAAGACCACGUCCAAGGACAUUGAUCAAAAGAAAAAGGACCUGAAUGCCCUGACUUCGGAGCGCUUGAAGGUUUCGCAGAUGCGAACCGAGCUCGAGGAGAAGCUGCAAGUCGUUCUGAAGAAACUGAUGGAGGCCGACGAUGGCAAGAAGCAGAACGAGCGAGAAAUCCGGGCGAAGGAGCUGAUCUCAACUUUGAAGCGUAUUUUCCCCGGUGUCAAGGGCCGUGUCAGCGACCUUUGCCGCCCAAAGCAGCGCAAGUAUGCUGAAGCAGUCAGCACUGUCCUGGGCCGCCACUUUGAUGCAAUUGUUGUAGACAACGAAAAGACCGCGAAGGAGUGUAUUCAGCAUCUUCGCGACCAGCGUGCUGGCCAAGCUACGUUCAUUCCUCUCGAAACCAUUCAGGUCAAGGCCUUCCCGUCUAGCCUGAAGGGCAUGCACCGGGGAAUGCGCCCUGCUAUCGAGACUAUCGACUAUGAUGAUUCGGUUGCUCGGGCCAUCACCUAUGCUUGCGGAAACUCCAUUGUCUGCGACGACCUGGCCACUGCCAAGUAUCUGUGCUACGAGCGUAACGUCGAUGCCAAGGCGGUUACUCUGGAUGGCACUGUUAUUCACAAGGGUGGUCUCAUGACUGGUGGUCGUGGUCCCCAGCAGAAUAACUCCAAGCGUUGGGAAGACUCCGAAGUGGAGAACCUCUACAAGUUGAAGGAUAAGCUGAUGGGCGAUCUUACCAAUCUGCCGAAGAGCCAUCGUCGGGGCUCAGAGGAGGAGACUCUGCAGGGAGAACUUGUUGGCCUUGAACAACGUCUCAACUAUGCCCAUGAUGAGCUGAAGGCUCUUGAACGUAACAUUGCGAGCAAGCGCAGCGAGCUGGACUUCGUCAAAGGACAAAUGGAGGACUUACGGCCCAAGUUUACUGAGCGCAAGGAGAACCUAGAUGAGCUGGAUGAGACUAUUGAAAACUCGCAAGCCUCAGUCAGCACCGUGGAGGAUGAGAUCUACCGCGACUUCUGCAAACGCCUGGGAUAUGAUAACAUCCGCGAAUACGAAGCCCAGCAGGGCUCACUGCAGGAAGAAGCUGCGCAAAAGAAACUCGAAUUUACAACGCAAAAGAGUCGCAUUGAGAACCAACUCAGCUUUGAGAAGCAGCGCAUUCAGGCCACCGAAGACCGAAUCAAUGGUCUCAAGGCUCAGUAUGAGCGUGACUUGAGCUUGAUUGAGGAACUCAAGGAGCAACAAGAGGAGAUCCGGAACAAGCUGGACGAGUACAGCGCUGAGCUGGAUCUUCUGCGAGAGAACCUAGAAGAACAAAAAGCAAUCUAUGCGCAGUCGGCUGAGAUCCUCGCUGAGCAGCGACGGGAGCUUCAGAAGCGCAGCAAGCACGUUGAAGGAGCACUCAAGAACAUCAAUGCACUGGAAGCUGAGGUCCAACGCAACUCCUCCAGCCGCUAUGCCCUUCUGCGACGAUGCAAGCUUGAGGAUAUCGACAUCCCGCUGUCGGAUUCUUCUAACGCGCUUGACAAGCUUCCCAUCGAUGAUCUCGUGCAGGCCACGGAUCCUGAUGCCAUGGACGUGGACGAGGCUGAUGAGCUGGAUGAAGGCCCCGUUGUUCAAGACUACGGCAUUGAGGUUGAUUUUGAAUCCCUCGGAGAGUCUCUCAAGGAGGAGUCCGAUGAUAAGCUCGAGGAUGAGCUGCUCGAAAAGAUCCGUGCUCUCAACAGCGAGCUUGACAAGAUGGCACCCAACACCCGUGCCAUGGAACGUCUGGAGACAGUUGAGAAUAAGCUCCGCAGCACGGAGAAAGAUUUCGAGGAUGCUCGAAAGCAUGCUCGGAAGGCAAAGGAGGACUUUGAGGCGGUCAUGAAGAAACGCUCCAAUCUCUUCAACAAGGCUUUUACCCACAUUUCCGAGCAGAUUGGCCCCAUCUAUCGCGAGCUGACGCGAAGCGCUAACUACCCUUUGGGCGGACAAGCGUACCUCGAUAUCGAGGAUUCGGAUGAGCCAUAUCUCGACGGUAUCAAGUAUCACGCCAUGCCCCCGUUGAAGCGUUUCCGUGACAUGGAGCACUUGUCUGGUGGUGAGAAGACGAUGGCCGCCCUGGCGCUGCUCUUCGCCAUUCACUCGUACCAGCCUUCGCCCUUCUUUGUGCUGGACGAGGUCGAUGCUGCUCUGGACAACACCAAUGUCGCCCGCAUUGCCAACUACAUCCAUGACCACGCCGCACCUGGCAUGCAGUUUAUCGUCAUCAGUUUGAAGACUGGACUGUUCCAGAACAGUGAGGCGCUGGUUGGUAUCUACCGGGACCAGGUGGAGAACAGCAGCAAGUCUUUGACUCUGGACCUCCGCAAAUACACCUGA
Messenger RNA from Penicillium argentinense, 3792 nucleotides. Its product is annotated as cohesin subunit SMC1. NCBI's taxonomy places the organism in Eukaryota, Fungi, Ascomycota, Eurotiomycetes, Eurotiales, Aspergillaceae. Bases 1 to 3792 code for a protein of 1263 amino acids. Gene Ontology annotation, molecular function: ATP hydrolysis activity; protein binding; DNA binding. The transcript has 6 exons. The record is from RefSeq and is a predicted model, not a curated record. Gene Ontology annotation, biological process: sister chromatid cohesion. Gene Ontology annotation, cellular component: nucleus; cohesin complex; chromosome.